Messenger RNA from Pocillopora verrucosa, 924 nucleotides. RefSeq names its product adenosine receptor A2a-like. Gene Ontology annotation, molecular function: G protein-coupled receptor activity. The record is from RefSeq and is a predicted model, not a curated record. Gene Ontology annotation, biological process: G protein-coupled receptor signaling pathway. NCBI's taxonomy places the organism in Eukaryota, Metazoa, Cnidaria, Anthozoa, Scleractinia, Pocilloporidae. Gene Ontology annotation, cellular component: plasma membrane.
AUGGUAAACUUCUCCUCGGCUAAUUCUACAAAUGCUACAAAUACAAUCAGUAGAGAAGGCGACAAAGCAGAUGUCCCUUCAGUGGCUGGUGCUAUAAAUGUAAUCAUCAUCAACACCAUCACUUGUCCCUUCACAGUUAUACUCAAUCUACUGGUGAUAAAAGCUGUAAAGUCGACGCCUCGACUCCGUACCAACAGCAACAUCUUGCUGGCCUGUUUAGCGGUGACUGACGCCUUAACUGGUCUCCUUGGCCAACCAUUGUUUGUCCUGUGGAAGAUCUUCCUAUUAUUCGGUCUCAGUGACAGUGGAACAGUUGAAAAUUGUUUUGCCACAACUGUAGUUGUGAUUCUAACAGCUUCAUACUAUCAUCUGAUGCUGGUUACUCUCGAGAGACUCAUUGCGAUCAAAUUUACGAUGCAAUACCCAAACUUUAUAACUGAUGAAAAAAUGAAGAGAGCAGUGUUAGGAGUUUGGAUCCUUGCUUUUAUCAUUGGGGUUUUUAGAGCUCUAAACGUGUCCUUAGUUGUACGUUUUUUUUCUGUCCUUCUGACUCUUUCGUGCAUUCUUUUCCUUGCUUUCGCCUACUUCAUUAUAUAUCGAGAAACACAUCUUCAACAAGAAAAGAUUAAAACUCAACAAUUGCCCCAGCAAGAAGUGGAAAGAUUUACCAGAGAGAACAAGGCGCUUAAGACAACUAUGUUUGUAGUUGGUGCUGUUAUUAUUUGCCUUCUGCCUCUUUGUUUCUGUCUUAUUCUGUUAGUUACAUGCUUUUGUGAUAUUUGCCCUACCAUCGCACCGGUGACGCAAACAUGUGCCAUGUUGAACUCACUUGUUAAUCCGCUGAUUUACUGCUGGAGACAAAAAGAAAUGAGAAAGGUCAUAUUUCGAUUAAGAACGCAGGUCGUGGAUGCAGGUAUCCAGUGA